Molecule: messenger RNA, 2684 nt
Organism: Arachis duranensis
Lineage: Eukaryota; Viridiplantae; Streptophyta; Magnoliopsida; Fabales; Fabaceae
Product: protein OBERON 3
Exons: 2
Coding region: 88-2550 (820 amino acids)
Cellular component (GO): nucleus
Source: RefSeq, a predicted model, not a curated record
ACCUUUGAUUUAGUCUCUUGUUUAUUUUUUUCUCCCUCUCUAUUUCUCUCUCUUCUCUUCUCUUCUCUUCUUCCUCUGCCCGUGACCAUGAUUGGAGGUAAGGAACUUCGUAAUGGUGGUGUUGACUCUGCGGAUGAAAGCUCAAGAAGCAAGCUCACAAGGCCGAAUUUUGAGCCCAGCAGGGAGUACCCGGAUAAGAAAGGUGUUGAAUUUCUGAGAGAUUCAGAGAUGGGUGGUGUUCACUCAAAGCCCACAAGCAGCAGCAUGGUUGGUGGUGCCAGCUCAGGAUUGCAAGAACUCACCCUCAGCUACCUCUGUGAUGCACAAGGGCUGGGUCUUGCUGCUGAUAAGGAUAUUCCUAUUCCUGGUAAGAGCUUAUUGCUGAAUAAUCAUUCUUUAGAAAAAGUUGUUAGCCACAAGGGCAAAGAGAUUCUUGUUUCCGAGAAUUCAAAUCAUCUUGAUGGUGGUAAAUUUGUUGAAAGAGAUUUCUUGAGCCUGAGUGAUACCAGAGAGAAUAACUCCUCAAAGCGAUCGGUUGAGGAAGAAGAAGAGGAGCAAGAGAGUAAUAGGGAGAAGAAGCCAAGGCUUGAGACACUGAAUCUCUCUCUUGCUUUGCCUGAUGUCUCACUCUCUCUCACCGCUUCAAACGCCUUACAAAACGGUGCUGAUCAGCAACAACCACAACCGCUUCGGCCUAAACCUACCAGGCCCUCAACUACAACAUGGUCUAAUAAUGAUUGCACAGCAACAGCUUCUUUGUCUUACUCUUACUCUCACCCUUUCUCACACAACCCAAGUUGCUCGCUUACCCGCAAUUCAACUGAUAAUUUUGACUACUCUGUGAGUAAGGAUGACCAAAUUUGGAAUUGUGGGGAGGGGACUAACGGUUCUGUUCACAGUAGGUUCAAGCCAAUUGGAGAUGGGGUUGGGUUUUCCAAUCAUGGUGGUGGUAUUAGCUCCUUUAUGCAGGGAAAUAGCCAGUUUAAGACUACUAGUUCGGAUAAUCAUUCCUUUUUCCCUUCUGAAUUGCCUGCCAGACCAAGAUUUGAAGCUCAAUCUGGGGACUCAAGGGGUAGGAAUUCCGAGAAUGUGAGAUUCUUGGAAGGGUUAGAUGGUGGGGGGAAGAUGAAGAAGCUCUCGAGGCCUGAGAGGAUCCUGAGGGAAGUUGUUUCUGAGUCUGUUCCCGCCGCAGCACUGAUGAUUCAGGAGCUUGCUGAUGAAGUCAUAGCUUCAACCAAGGAAUACCUGAAGAAUCUCAUUGAGAAGCCUGACAAGAAAGAUGAAUUGGUCAGCCUACAAAGCAGGCUUGAAAGGAGAUCUGACCUCUCCAAAGAGACUCUUUCCAAGUGCCAUAAGGUGCAGUUGGAGAUUCUGGUUUCUGUCAAGAUGGGGCUUGCAAACUUCUUAUCUGGUAAAAUUCAAUUAUCUGAAAUGGUAGAGGUUUUCUUGUAUAGGAGAUGUAGGAAUGUUAACUGCAAGAGUCUGCUUCCUGUUGAUGACUGUGACUGCAAGAUUUGCUCAGGGAAUAAGGGAUUUUGUAGUUCUUGUAUGUGUCCUAUUUGUUUGAACUUCGAUUGCGCAAGCAAUACUUGUAGUUGGGUUGGUUGUGAUGUUUGUUCCCAUUGGUGCCAUGCUGUCUGUGGCAUUCAGAGGAACCUCAUCAAGCCCGGGCCGAGCUUGAAGGGACCUGCGGGGACCUCAGAAAUGCAGUUUCAUUGUAUUGGCUGUGGACAUGCUUCUGAAAUGUUUGGGUUUGUUAAGGAUGUGUUCAUGUGUUGUGCAAAGGAUUGGGGACUUGAAACCUUGAUGAAGGAGCUCGACUGUGUGAGGAAGAUUUUUAGGGGAAGUGAAGACCGUAAAGGGAAAGAAUUGCAUGUCAAAACUGAUGACAUGCUGUUAAAGCUUCAAACUAAAAUGGCUUCUCCUUCGGAUGCCUGCAAUUAUAUCACACAAUUUUUCAACUAUGCAGAUAACUUGCCAGACUUUCCCCUUUCUGCCAUAUCUGCAAAGGAUAUAGCAUCAUCUCAAUCCAACAUUACGAAAGACACACCAUCUCUUCCAAAAACUAGUUCCUUAAUGCCUAAAUAUGCUUAUGACAUGAGCUAUUCUAGGCCACAUUCUGGUGCCUUGCCAAAUGAUCUUCAUCAAAAGGACUUCAAAGCUUCCAUAUUAAGUGAACUAAAAACUGAGGCUGAUUUCCAACUGGGGGCUUUGCUAAGGAAAGGUGGACUUGACAGCUUGGAGAGCAUUGUGCGGAUAAAGGAGGCGGAAGCGAAAAUGUUUCAGACGAAGGCGGAUGAAGCAAGGAGGGAGGCAGAAGGGUUCCAGAAGAUGAUCAGGACAAAGACCGCACAGAUGGAAGAAGAGUAUGCCGAAAAGCUAGCCAAACUGUGUUUGCAUGAGACUGAGGAAAUGAGGAGGAAGAAACUAGAAGAACUCAAAGUCUUGGAAGGUUCCCAUUAUGAUUACUAUAAGAUGAAGAAGAGAAUGCAAGAUGAGAUAGAUGGUUUAUUGGAGAGAAUGGAGGCAACAAAGCAGCAAUGGGUUUAAUUUUUGUUUUGUCUUAUAUUUUUUCUUAGUUCAGAAUACUGCUAAAAAUGUGUGUAAUUUAUUGGUCUGCUGCUAUGGUAUUCUGGUUAUUCCCAGAAUGAAUUAUUUUCAAUUGAUAAGCUAAACUCUUUUAA